Messenger RNA from Cooperia oncophora, 360 nucleotides. Lineage: Eukaryota; Metazoa; Nematoda; Chromadorea; Rhabditida; Trichostrongylidae. The record is from the annotation of a GenBank genome assembly.
AUGACGGCAAAGGAGGCAGUACCGAUGGCAGUAAUAGUGGGCAGACCACUGAUGAUGGUAGCAAGAAUGGGGGAAGUACGGAUGGUGCCAACAACGGAGGAACCACCGAUGCUAGCCAAAGCGGCACCACUGAUGGUAGCAACAAUGGACAAGACGGUAAUGGCGGCAAAAACGGGAAAGGCAGUAAUGGUGACAAAGAUGGUAAUGGUGGCAACAACGGCGAUGGCACCAAUGGCGACAACAAUGGAAAUGGACCACAAGUCGCUCCAGGCGCUAACAGUCACGGAGGGCAUCCCGAUAAAGCUGGUUCCAUUGGCGGAACUGACUCUAGUUCGUCGAGCAGUAUAUCAACAACGCUGA